Messenger RNA from Etheostoma spectabile (orangethroat darter), 8629 nucleotides. RefSeq names its product phosphatidylinositol 4,5-bisphosphate 3-kinase catalytic subunit alpha isoform. The transcript is spliced from 26 exons. Bases 472 to 3678 code for a protein of 1068 amino acids. The record is from RefSeq and is a predicted model, not a curated record. Gene Ontology annotation, molecular function: 1-phosphatidylinositol-4-phosphate 3-kinase activity; 1-phosphatidylinositol-3-kinase activity. Gene Ontology annotation, biological process: phosphatidylinositol-3-phosphate biosynthetic process; phosphatidylinositol 3-kinase/protein kinase B signal transduction; cell migration. Gene Ontology annotation, cellular component: phosphatidylinositol 3-kinase complex, class IB; cytoplasm; phosphatidylinositol 3-kinase complex, class IA. Lineage: Eukaryota; Metazoa; Chordata; Actinopteri; Perciformes; Percidae.
UCUGUGUAUGUGUGAGAGAGGAAGGGAGGAGGGCCCCUGAAAGACAGCGUGGCUGCAGUGCCGGGGAGCAAGACAACUUGUCCAGUCAACCAGCACUUCAGCCGCUCAUAUAACAUCCUCAGCUUGAGCUCUACUGACUGGACAUGUUGGACAUGGAGCUGCACGCCGUACAUCCCGCAACACGAGAGGAUUUAUAGUCGGUGUGUGGUAACGGUUUGCUGGCAAAGAGGCUGACGGGCGACAGAUAACAUCCUGCUUUGGGGACUGCUCUGCUCUGUUGGAUAGAUGGAAGGCUAGCCAGGGUCAGACCAGCAUCUUCAAACACUUCACUACGUUGACGCUAACUCAACAGGCGUGAAGAUGGAUCGAAACAUGAAGGGUGGAACUUUCCCAUCAUCAAAAUAGGAGGGCGUGUCUCUUAGGUUGUGCUCUGCAGCUUAACUCUGUGACCGAGCUGGGAGACAGAGGACCAUGCCUCCAAGACCGUCCUCAGGGGAGCUAUGGGGCAUCCACUUGAUGCCUCCCAGGAUCCUGGUUGACUGCUUGCUGCCCAAUGGGAUGAUUCUGACCCUGGAGUGUCUCCGUGAGGCCACGCUCAUCACCAUCAAACAUGAGCUGUUCAAGGAGGCCCGGAAAUAUCCCCUCCAUCACCUCCUACAGGAGGAGACGUCCUACAUCUUUGUCAGUGUUACACAGGAAGCCGAGCGGGAGGAGUUCUAUGACGAGACCCGGAGGCUGUGUGACCUCCGGCUCUUCCAGCCCUUCCUUAAGGUCAUUGAACCAGUUGGCAACAGAGAGGAAAAGAUCCUGAACAGAGAGAUUGGGUUUGCUAUUGGUAUGCCUGUGUGUGAGUUUGAUCUUGUGAAGGACCCUGAGGUUCAGGACUUCAGGAGAAACAUCCUAAAUGUUUGCAAAGACUCUGUGGAGCUGAGAGACGCCAGCGGGCCCCACAGUAGAGCUCUGUAUGUUUACCCACCAAAUGUAGAAUCCACACAGGAACUUCCCAAACACAUCUAUAGCAAACUGGACAAAGGUCAGAUUAUUGUCGUGAUUUGGGUGAUUGUUUCUCCAAACAACGACAAACAAAAGUAUACAUUAAAAAUCAACCACGACUGUGUGCCUGAACAGGUGAUUGCAGAGGCCAUUCGUAAGAAGACACGCAGCAUGCUGCUUUCCCCAGAGCAGCUAAAGAUGUGUGUUCAGGAAUAUCAGGGUAAAUACAUCCUCAAAGUAUGUGGCUGUGAUGAGUAUCUGCUGGAAAAGUACCCCAUCAGCCAGUAUAAGUAUAUCCGUAGUUGCAUCAUGCUGGGCAGGCUGCCUAACCUGAUGUUAAUGGCUAAGGACAGCCUAUAUACUCAGUUGCCUACAGAUAACUUUGUCAUGCCAUCAUACUCUCGACGUAUCUCUACGGCAACAUCCUAUAUGAAUGGCGAGGCAGCUGCCAAGUCACUGUGGACCAUCAACGGAACCCUGCGAAUACGAAUCCUGUGUGCCACCUAUGUUAACGUCAAUAUACGGGACAUAGACAAGAUAUAUGUGAGAACAGGCAUUUACCAUGGAGGUGAACAGAUGUGUGACAAUGUCAACACGCAGAGGGUACCCUGCUCUAACCCCAGGUGGAAUGAGUGGCUCACCUAUGAUAUGUACAUCCCAGACAUACCCCGUGCCGCCAGACUCUGCCUCUCCAUCUGCUCUGUCAAGGGGCGGAAGGGAGCCAAGGAGGAGCACUGUCCACUAGCCUGGGGUAAUAUCAACUUGUUUGACUACACACACACUCUGGUGGCCAACAAGAUGGCUCUGAACCUCUGGCCUGUCCCUCACGGCCUUGAAGACCUCCUCAACCCCAUAGGAGUUACUGGAUCCAACCCAAAUAAGGAAACCCCAUGUCUGGAGCUGGAGUUUGACCACUUUAGUAGUUCUGUCAAAUACCCAGAUAUGAAUGCAAUAGAGGAGCAUGCAAACUGGACCAUCUCGAGGGAAUUGGGGUUUAACUACAACCUCUCUGGACAGAGCAACCGGUCAGCCAGAGAUCACGCCCUCACAGAGAACGACACUGAGCAGAUGAGACAGCUGAGUAACAGAGACCCUCUUUCAGAAAUCACUGAGCAGGAGAAAGACUUCCUCUGGAGACACAGGCACUACUGCAUGAACAUUCCUGAAAUCCUUCCCAAGAUCCUUCUCGCUGUCAAGUGGAACUCCAGAGAUGAAGUAGCACAGAUGUAUUGUCUGUUAAAGGAUUGGCCGUCAACGCGUCCUGAGCAGGCCAUGGAGCUUUUGGACUGUAACUAUCCAGAUCCCAUGGUCAGACACUUUGCUGUACGCUGCCUUGACAAAUACCUUACUGAUGACAAACUGUCCCAAUACCUUAUCCAGCUCGUACAGGUAUUAAAAUAUGAGCAGUAUCUUGACAAUCCCCUGGCCCGUUUCCUCCUCAAAAAGGCCCUGACCAAUCAAAGGAUAGGUCAUUUCUUCUUCUGGCAUCUCAAGUCAGAAAUGCACAAUAAAACCGUGAGCCAGAGGUUUGGGCUUCUGUUAGAGGCUUACUGCCGGGCAUGUGGCAUGUACCUCAAACACCUGAGCAGGCAGGUAGAGGCCAUGGAGAAGCUGAUUAACCUCACUGACAUCCUAAAACAGGAGAAGAAGGAUGAGACGCAGAAGGUCCAGAUGCGGUUUCUUGUGGACCAGAUGAAGAGACCAGACUACAUGGAUGCUCUGCAGAAUUACACCUCUCCUCUCAACCCUGCACAUCAAUUGGGAAACCUUAGGUUAGAUGAAUGCAGGAUCAUGUCAUCAGCAAAGAGGCCGCUGUGGCUCAACUGGGAGAAUCCUGACAUCAUGUCGGAGCUGCUCUUUCAGAACAAUGAGAUCAUCUUUAAAAAUGGAGAUGACUUGCGGCAGGAUAUGCUGACGUUGCAAAUUAUUAAAAUCAUGGAGAAUAUUUGGCAGAAUCAGGGACUGGACCUACGGAUGCUUCCUUACGGCUGUUUGUCUUUAGGAGACUGUGUGGGUCUCAUUGAGGUGGUUCGCAGCUCCCAUACCAUCAUGCAGAUUCAGUGUAAAGGAGGCUUGAAAGGAGCCCUGCAGUUCAACUCAAACACUCUGCAUCAGUGGCUCAGGGACAAGAACAAGGGCGAGAUGUAUGACAUGGCUGUGGAUCUGUUUACAAGGUCCUGUGCUGGCUACUGUGUAGCUACAUUUAUCCUUGGGAUAGGAGACAGACACAACAGCAACAUUAUGGUCAAAGAUGAUGGACAGUUGUUUCAUAUAGAUUUUGGCCAUUUCCUGGAUCAUAAGAAGAAGAAAUUUGGCUACAAGAGAGAGCGAGUGCCCUUUGUACUGACACAAGACUUCCUCAUCGUGAUCAGCAAGGGAUCCCAGGAGUGUGCUAAGACCAAAGAGUUUGAAAGGUUCCAGGAGAUGUGUUAUAAAGCUUACCUGGCCAUCCGGCAGCAUGCUAACCUCUUCAUCAACCUGUUCUCCAUGAUGCUGGGCUCUGGCAUGCCUGAGUUGCAGUCAUUUGAUGACAUUGCCUAUAUUAGGAAGACGCUGGCCCUGGAGAAAAGCGAACAGGAGGCGUUGGACUACUUUAUGAAACAGAUGAAUGAUGCUCACCAUGGAGGAUGGACCACCAAGAUGGACUGGAUAUUCCACACCAUUAGACAGCAUGCACUAAACUGAUCUCCUGCACACAAACAAAAAACACCAGUCCCAUCAUGGAUUUACAGCCGACUGAUGAUGGAAGUAUGCAGCUUAAUUUUAAUUUUAUUUUUUUAAACACCAGUGCCAUUUUGAUUUAUCUAAACAGGGUUCCUGUUUUUUUUGCAUUUUCUUGCCAUAAUCACCUGCCCUUUUCCGUAGUCUUGAUUUCCUAACUCUUCCCUCUACUUGUUCUGUUAUCUACAAGAGAGCGUUGUCCUUGCGUCCUAGUGAAGAUGUACCCUACCUGGCCGAUGCUCGUCUCCUUGGCUGUUAUGCUUCAUCAGUGAAUUUCCCCAAUGGGAACACAUUGGGUAAUGAAAGAUAAUUGUACCUCUUACCUUGCUGCACUUGUUGGAAAUACACAUUGGACAACUUAAAGAAGAUGUACCUGCCAAUCUUUAAAAGUAGCCACAAAGUAAGUUCAGCUUGCUGCUCUCCUGCUGUAUUACUUCUGAACUGUGGCUCCAACCCAGGAAGGAGGUGCUUUGGAACCUUUAAAAAAAAAAAAAAAAUUCUUAUCUUAUCACUUGCUGAGAAGAUAGCAGGCACAAGGAACUGUCUGAAUAUCUUACGUACAAAGUGGCACUGAAAUUUGUUGCCCAGUGCAGGAUUACUGAAGUAUGGGAGCUUCUAUGAUGAAUACCACUGCACAGACUUCCACCAUUUAUGUGGUGGAGUUGCCCUUCCUAGCUGAUUUGGUGUCAGCUUUCCCACCUUUUAACCCUUUGUGAGUUUAUUUGAAAAGCUCAAAAACUGCAGAGGAGUCUUUGGGUUGUUUUGCACAACUCUACAGUCUCCAACAAUUAUAAAGCACUCCACCCUUGGGAACAUUUGUUGGUGGUGCAGCUUUAGACUUUUGCAUAAACUUCAGGGUGAUGAUGCCUCUCCAUCUAAAAAAGCACUUAGAAGUACUGGAAUAAUAUACAGAUUUAUUAUGACUUUUUGAAUUUAUUUAUGUAUCUAGUUUCUUUCAGUUUCGACACAGGCAAAACUCAGCUCUCCAGAAACUCCCAAUUGUUUGUGUAAAUACAUUUAGAGUUUUUUGUAUUUGUGUUCAUCUUUUUGCUUUCUCCAUCUGUCUACCAUGAGUGCAACAGCUUUCCCCUUUUUUCCCAAGGGUUUUGCUCAUAUUUGUGAAUUAAGACUGCUGAUGCCUUUUUUUUGCCUCCAUCACUCAAAGUUAAAUAUCUCAUUUGAAAUUGUCAGGAGCACCCAAUUUGUGUUAUUGUGGCUAGUUUGCAACCCCUUGGAAUUUGUAAAAAUGUACUUGUUUGGGGAUGCAAAUUGGUAAAAAUGAAAGUGCCAAUCUCACAUUUUAUGAAUAAUGGAACCUAUUUUAAGCCUCUUUGUUGGCAAGCAGAAGUCCAGGGGAAUGUCACGUCUUCCUGUUGAUAAAAUGCCUUGGCGUCACAGCACAACACUCCACAACACUGCUCAGCCACACAAACUGCCUAAAUAAGUUGUUUUACCUUGACAGCACUAUUAACAUGAAAAGCUAGAUUUGACCUUCGUUGUUUUUUUAUUAUUAUUUAUUUAUAACAAUGUGAGGUUGUUGGUCUUUAGCAUAUCAUUAGAGCAGUAGAAUGUAUUUGCCGACUCAUGGACAAAGUGCAUUUUAACUUUUCUUUAUCACACAUCUGGUGGAUAUAACACCUUUCACAGAGUUCCAGCGUUCCAACCAAUAACCGACAAGAAGGAUUUGAGGGUUGGGCUUGUGGUUGGGGGGUUAGUGCACGAAAGGGAGGGAGAGGGGACCUAGCCUCGUUUUUGAAAAUACUUUAAACGUCAACUUGAAGUACCGUCACCCAACGUCUCUUAGAGCACUUUUUAAUACGCCUAUGAGUCAUCAAAUUGAUGAGUCAUCAAUUAUUACAGGUAUGUUACAGAAAGAGAAAAGGAAAUAUAAAAUACUUUAAAUCAACCAUCAUUUAAAUUAACACAAACAAUUAACACGGGUGCAGGAUUACAGCUUGACAAUGCAUUUUUGUUUUGUCGUGUCUUUAAAACAGACCAUAGUCGCCUUGAAUUUUGAGAUAGAUAACUUUUUCAAAAGAUAUUGUUACAAAAAGGUGUUUUUUGAGAGGCAGAAAACUCAACAGAUUUGUUGAUUUAAAACUUCUCGUAUGGUGUGCUUUGUUGAGAAGAGAAUGUAUUAAUUAAAGAUGGCUCAGAGCAGCCUCAAGAGCCCCCGACACCCUCGUAAUGUACUUAGAAAAACAUUUGGAUGUGCUCAUAACUAGAUCACCAUUUUACUUAGCUACAGCAUGAAACUCAAUCUGCCUGCGGAAAAGAAUGUCAACACUUUGUCAGCUCAACUGUUAAUUGUAUUUAAAAGCUAAAGUGGUGGUCUGUUCUGGCGCACAUCUGUGAUGUCAUAUAUCUUUGCAGCAUUAAUGGCUAGAAUGUAUUUCAUUACUAACAUGGACCAUAUGUGCACUCAUCUUUUUAUGUUUUCAAGCAGCAUAACCAGUAUAUGUAUGACACUUUACCUUUUAAAGAAGCAUUAAGCAGUAUGUAUGUACAGUUACAAUCAAAUCUCUAUGGCGGACUUCAUGUGUGACAAACCUGUAGUGUUCUCUUUAAUAUCCUCUCCCAUGUAUCUUCCAAAUUGAUUGUGUGAGUGUGUUUGUGUACAUUAAUGGUAUUUCUGUACUGGUUGCAGAGCUUCAUUGGCAGGCCCCAAUGAAAAUCCACACUGUAUGUAUGUACAUUUCCGUGUGUAUGUGUGAAGACACUUAACUAUUGAAGAGGUGGUCUUCCCCAAACUUUUUUUUUUUUCCCAUACCUAAGGUGUAAAUCUUUUACUUGAAACGUCACAAAUCAGAACCACAGCUAUAUUUGUUGGUUUAAAGUUGAGAUGGGGGAAAGUGCAGUGUCUAUCUAGUACUGAAUGUGAGAGUGUGUAUGUAUACAUAUUGUACUGUAUGUAAGCACCUAUGGUUGAAGAAUUGUGUAUAGGAUUUUUGGUUGAUACCUUUAAGUGUUUUUUAUGCCAUAGUCCUACAUAACUGAAGACGCACCUACUUCUUGAACUUAUGAAAGUACAAAUUUAUAAGAUCAGGUGCUGUCAGAACUAUGACAGAGUAUCUUACAACAUUUAAAAGAUUUAAUAAUCUUGGAUCUUCAUCCUCAGUCUCAAAUUUAUAAGAAAUAUGUCCAGCAUCUAAUUCAUAGUUCUCACAUCUUCUCAUAUUAUGUUUUUUUGCUUGAAAGUUCUCCUGCUCGCCAAUUUUGGCACUGAAUCGGUGCAAGAAUUUAAACUGUUGCACUAGUUUAUCUUUCUUUAAGUGAAAGCUUUGAUGGCAUCCGUGCUUUAUCUAUUUUCAGAUUCAAAAAGCUCAAAAAUGAAAACACAGGCCCAAAAUUACAAAUCUGAUUGAAUAUAACCUAACAAUCUGCAGGCAGUGGAGUAUCACAUAAUGAUACAUAAUUAUUGUACCUGCUAUUUUACUAAAUAAGAUGAAGUUAGAAAUGGUUGAUCAUCUCAUUUAAGCUCUUUACUCUACUUGUGCAGAGAAAUACUGAUCUGAGAAGUUUAACAGAGAGGAGGGAAAUUCUAUUUUCUUUUACCCUCUCUUCUGUGAUUGCCCAUGCUUAUACAAUCAUCUAUAAUUCCAACACAAACAGUGGACAUACACACCCAGAAUAUAAAAUACCAUUCAAUGCAAUAUUGAUGCAGUAAAUACUACUUUUUUGAGGCCUAUAUUGUUUAUUAUGGCUUUCCGAGAAGUUGUUAUUGUGUGUUAAUGUUCCGGUUUGUCCUCCUGAUGGACAGGCCCUACUGUCCCCAUGUAUAUGUAGUGAAUAGGUCUGUGUUUGUUUCUGAGGAGCAGUUAAAAACACUGUCAAAUCCACAGUUGCGGACUAUUUUUAUUUGAACUCCAACAAGUCCUCCUACUAUCUUAUACGACCCACGUGAGCGAUUCAGAAGAUAACGCCCCUGGCGGCAACAGAAAAACGGACCCACAGGAGCAUUUUCCGUCCAAAUGUAAAUGGUCGCAGUUUCAAACAUGUCAUUAACAUUAAAAUGGUUGCAAUUUGGUUAGGUUCAGGCACCAAAAACUACUACGAACUACUUCUAAGUUUAGAUAAACAUUGUGUUUGGGGUUGAAAUCAGUUGGUUGCGUUUAUUCACUUCCAGUUACGCAUGUGACAUAGAACGUGAUGUAGUUCUGGGUUAAAGUCCUGUGUUUGUUUGACCCGUUCACUACUCUAACUAACCUGCCGAGUUUGCCGCUCUCAUACUUCGUCAGCAUCAUACUGCUUUAAUCCCAUCUUUACUACAGCCACUAUAAACGUAAAUAUGAGUCAUGGGUAAUUUCUAUUGAACAACUAAUGGUGUUGUACAGUUUAGUCUGCUUUGCUCUAAACCCAGGACCUUCAUUCAAAGAGCAAAUAUGACUAAUCAUUAAGAUUAUUGAUCAUUUGUGAUCAUUUAUAGGCUUCUGAAGUCUAAAUUCUCACUUCAAACAGAAGUUAACUAAAUUCUCCGUGGAUUAAUGUUCUUUUUUUGUAUGCAGUGUUCUAAACUACAUUAUAGGGUGUUGCUAAUAUAUUUCUUCAACAUACCAUGCUGUCAGAACCUUAACCUAUACUAUGAAUGAAUGUACAACGAGCCAAUGUGUUGUUUUUCACAGCCUAGCUGCAUGGCAUUGGGUAAAACUCAGUAAUCUUCAUGCUACAUUAUUUGUUUUUUUACUUUAGUCUUCUAAGCAGCCAGACAUAUGUUUAUGAAUGAAUGCCUUAAGUUUGCUCCACGUAGGAACAGUUUCAUCAUCCUAACAAUAACCUGCAUUUUCUUUAAUUUAUAAAUGUAUGUUGUAUUUCAUUUUUGGCUCCCUGGUCACUGAGUAAAGAUUUGUACCCUGACUGACUGACUGGUCAUCUGAGUGUUCUGUAAAGAAGUACAAAUAAAUGUGUUAAACAUUUA